CCGCCCCGUUGCCAUGGCGCCCGGGCCCGCAACCCGGCGGCCGGAAGAGCACCCGAGUCCUAGCGAGCUCCGGCGGCCCUGGGCGCCCCGGGCCGAGCCCCAGGGUGGGGCAGCCGGGCCCAACCUCAGGUGCCGACCCCAGGCGCCACAUGCCAGCCCCUGUCCCAGAUGUCUGACCCGUGCUGGGAGAAGGCUGCUGCCUGCAGGAGGCUUGAGAAUGGCCCGGGGCAGAGCCGGAGGCCAGGCACGGCCAGCGUGCGUGUGUGGGAGCUGAGUGGGCAGGGCCAGCGCAACCCCUGCCCACAGAGCAGGGAUCCAGGCGACCAUAGGGGUGACCACGGGGAGUCGCUGCUAGAGGAGUGCCUGUCACCUACUCGGCUGAUCUGGGGCUUCACUGACACUCCAAGACCAAGCAGGCCCUGCCAAGCCCUCUCUCUUGUGUGUGGGGGCACGUGGCAGGCCCUGGCCCGGGGGGAUGACCUGGCACUGGUGCGCACGCUGGAGAUGACAGUGGACACUCGAGAGAACAGCCUGGGUAGCUUCGCCCUGCACCUGCCCAGCCUCAGGGAGCUGAAGCUUAACGGCAGCCGCCUGGGUUCCGUGCGGGACCUGGGCACCUCCCUGGGCCGCCUGCAGGUGCUGUGGGUGGCCCGCUGCGGCCUGCGGGACUUGGAUGGCAUCGGCUCCCUGCCGGCCCUGAAGGAGCUGUACGCCUCGUACAACGACAUCGCAGAGCUGAGCCCGCUGUGCCAGCUGGAGGCGCUGGAGGCCCUGGACUUGGAGGGCAACAGCGUGGAGGACCUGGGCCAGGUGCAGUACCUGCGGCUGUGCCCCCGGCUGGCUGCGCUCACGCUGGACGGCAACCCCGUGAGCCUGCAGCCCGGCCCCGCCCACCAGUGCGGGGCCUCCCUGCCUCCGCCGCAGGGACCCGGGGACUGCAGCUACCGGGUGGAGCUGCGGAGGCUGCUGCCACAGCUGCGGGUCCUGGACGACGUGCCGGCCGCCCACACCGGCUGCCCAGGACCCCUGGAGCUGGGCCGGGACCGGCUGCUGGUGAAGGAGGCCAUCAAGGCGUGUGGUCUGGACGGCCACUACGCAGGGCUAGAUGCACCCCGUGGAGCCCCCCUUCAGAGACCUGCACCUCCACCGUCCCCACUGGAGCCCCAGUCUUGGGCACCCUGGCUCUGGCCCCUGUCCCAGGGCCUGCAUUCCAAGGACCAAGUGGCAGAGGAUGACACCAGCAACCUCACCCACGGCGCCAGCCGAGUCCUCUGCGGAAACCCCACCAGAGGCCUGUGGGAGCGGAGACAGCAGAGCCAGGCCCGGGUGUCUCGGGAGCCGUCCCCACACUGGCCGGAAGCUCUGACCAGCGUGUCCACCGGGGACCUUGACCCUGCUGUUGGCCCUGAGCUGCCUGCUGGGACCCCACUUCCAGCCCUGAGAGAGCCGUGCCUGGGGCAGGUGCACCCCACCCCCCUGUCUGCAGGUCCCGCCAGGUAUCCGGGGUCUCAGCAGCCAGGGGCUUCAGUGCUACAGAGCCCAAGGAGGGGCCCCAAAGAGAAGGAAACGGCUCGGGCCACGACCUCCCCCAGCCCCCCGAGGCUGACCCCAGAGCCUUCCGGGACCCCGAGCUGUGCUCUGACGCCCUCACCUCCCAGGCUCCCCAUGCCACCUGGUUUGGGCAGCUCCUCGCGGGGCCCCCUGCAGCUGCAGUUCCGGGGUCGCCGGCUCAGAGCCCUGGGUAGCCUGGGGCCCGGCCUGGGCCAGGGGCUGGCUGCAGUAGCCACUCUGAGAGCCCUGGCACUGGGGUCAGAUCCGGAGCCCGGCCCCGACCCAGCGGCCAGACCCCCAGGGCUGGGGUGCAUGCCACACCUGAACCCCAUCACUCCAGCCCACCGCUAGUGUGAGGCCCAGACUGCAGCAGGGGUGUCGCCCCCACUUCUCCUAGGUGUCCGGAACCCCGGGCAUCUGGGCAGGCUGGAGAUAGGGGUCUGAGGAAGGGACCCUGGCCUGGUGACGGUGGGCCAGGGCAUCCGGCCUGGCCACUGCUUGCGCUGGCCCACUGAGGGGCACUCCCUGGGCUCCAAGGAAGAGGGAAGGGUGCGCCAGACCAAGCGAGUCCCCCAGCUCUCAGCUGUGCAGAAGUCUUUAUUCCUGUUACUGGGGGUGUCAAUAAACUCCGCAGCCUGCA
Molecule: messenger RNA, 2191 nt
Organism: Erinaceus europaeus (western European hedgehog)
Lineage: Eukaryota; Metazoa; Chordata; Mammalia; Eulipotyphla; Erinaceidae
Gene: LRRC56
Product: leucine rich repeat containing 56
Exons: 14
Coding region: 169-1902 (577 amino acids)
Molecular function (GO): protein binding
Source: RefSeq, a predicted model, not a curated record